CGCGCGCAAGCUGGCAGUCGCUUAAAAAAACGUAAGCCGCCUUCUCCUCUCCAAGGGGAGUUAUUUGCCUCGCGCUCGCUCUGUCGAAAGUUCUCUCAAGAUGACUUUAGCACACUGCAGAGUCUGUGGUGAUGAAGGAGGUAACAGAGAAGACAGAACCCAAGAAAUCUAUAAAUUGGAGGUCCUUUUGCCAGCAGAGUACCACCAUGAAAUCUGCAGUUAUGAAGCAGUAGGCCAAGACGAUGACUCCAGGUUCAAUUGCCUGUUACGUCUGGAGGUCACCACAGAAGAAGAGGUUCAGCAGUGGCUGGUUGCAUUCCAAAGGUCAUCAUGCUUAACGUGGAGGAAGUCAAAGACCUAUCCUGCUGCUGGCCGUUACAACAAGUACAGGGUGGAUUUGAGAUGUCAACACAACACAAGAUACAAGUCUGCUAUCCCGGGCAAGAUGACCAAGAAUACCGAUUGUCCGGCUACUAUGACUCUUGUCUUGAAGAGAAGGGUCACAAAUUCCAAGUCCCAAGACCUACACAUCCACAAUGGUCUUCUCUUCAGUGUAAGGCUGAGGAACGAUCACAACCAUCAUAUCGCAUGUGCUGAUGCAUUUCGGAGGAGAGAUGUGUCAGAGGAUUGUGUAGGUAAAUUGAAGGACCUGUUCGAGCAUGGACAUUCCCCCUCAUCAGCUCUGGACACUCUGAAGCAUGAUCUUCAAGAAGACCAUGGAGAGCAAUAUGUCUAUGCUACGGUAGACCGCUCUGUGUGUCCAGAUCUUCAGUUCUGCUACAGAUUGUACUUCAAGAUUUUUAAGAAGGCAUAUGAAGCACCUUCUGGAGAAGAGAUGUUUGUGGACCUUGAAGAAAGGCUCCAUACAUACAAUGAGGAACAACAAGAAACCUGUGCAAAAAUCAAGCACACAGAGGACAGUCAAACUGUUGUUGCCAUAUGCACGCCUCUGAUGAAAAGGGUCCACACGAUGGUGGAACAGAGUGGAGAGAUGAUAUUCUUUGAAUCUUCAGGGAAGUGUCAUCGUCACAACAGCCGAAUUUUCGUCUUACUGACUCACUCUUCUGCUGGAGGGCUACCGUUGGGUGUGCUUCUCACUUCGUCAGAGAGCCAACCAACGAUAACCGCUGGGAUUGAACUGUUGAAGUCCAUACUUCCAGACAGUGCCUUCUUUGGAAGAGAAGCACACGGGCCACUAGUGGCAGUAACAGAUGACUGCCUGGCACUUUGCCAGGCAAUACAUUCAGUGUACCCACAGACCAGCUUGAUACUGGGCGUCUUUCACAUUCUACGAGCCAUGUGGCGCUGGCUAUGGGAUGGCCGCAAUGGCAUCAGCAAACAAGACAGGCCUCAUCUACUUGGCGUCUUCAAGAGUCUUGUGUAUGCCGAGUCAUCUGAUCGACUGAAUAAUCUCUACCAGGCAAUUGUGGAUGACCCAAUCGUCAAGAAAUACCGCAAAUAUACAAAGCACCUGGCCAGUGUGUUCGAGACCAGGGAGGCAUGGGCUGUCUGCUUCUGGAGCAACCUCUUCGCGAGUGGCAACAACGCAGCAGACUGUGUAGAGAGCGCCAUGAGGAUCAUGAAGGACAAGGUCCUCUACCACUUCAAGGCAUACAAUGUAACUCAGUCAGUAGACUUUCUUCUUACAAGAAUGGAAUCCUACUACACUCGCCGCCUGUUGGAUGUUGUCAACAACUGCACAGCUAACAUACAGCAAUCAAGAUACUUCCUGAGUGACGAUGACAUCAAUUGCCGCAAUAUUGUUCAGGAAGAUGAGACAAGCUACUCCGUGCCCAGCACUAAAUCCGGAGAGCUGUACCACGUGGACAUAAGUAUUGGUACCUGCACCUGCCCUGUGGGAAAGACUGGUGGACCGUGCCAACAUCAACAUGCAGUGAUGAAGACAUUCAAUGUCGUUGACUGCAACUUCAUGCCCACCACAUCACCACAUCUAAGGGAGUUGUACUAUACAAUUGCCACAGGAAGAGAUUACAUUAAGGAGGAAUGGUUCAUGAAUCCUUGCCAUGAGAGUGACUCGCCGCCUCCUGUAGAUGCCACAACUCCACCUCCCACCGCUGAUGUGUCUGUCCUGCAGAAUCCUCAGAUCAGGUUUGAUUUUUUCCAUCUCCAACGCGCCGCAGAAAAUGGAUUCCAGAAUUGUGGCACAAGCAGCAGGCCCACUGAAGACCAAGAUGUUCUAGGGAAGCUGCGGAACAUGUUUGACACUCUAAGUCAAAAGAUGAAUGAUGAUCCGGAUAUGUUCAGGUUCCCAAUCAAGAGCUUUGUGUCAAGGUUCGAAAAGAUUGCUUCAGACAGUGCGCUUAUCUCUGCUUUGCUCACAUUUGCCAAGUAUAGCACUUUCUCUGCUGCUAGACAAAUAAAGAUUAGGGCCAAAAAACGCCUUCCAAUAUCAUCGAGAGUCGGGAUGCAGCCAACCACUGUGACAAGACGUAAGACUCCCCUGGGAGGACGCCGAGCUUUGAUCACAGGUCGGCCCCCAAAAUCAUCCAGGCAAACAGAGCAUGGCUAUGCUAAACAAAGAGCCAGCACAAAUAGCGUGAAGCGAGGAGCUCUCCCCAAACUAAAACUUUCUGCCUUUCCAUCUCAAAGUGUGUAACAGAAAACACAUCACUGGGUGGUACACAAUCAACAAAGUUAUAAACCACAUCAAGCCACGAACCAAAAUUGAAAGCUGCUUGCAACCAAAACAGGCCCCCAAAUCCCUAGAAAUAAUUCUGCUAGAUUCCCUCAGCACAAUUCCUUCAAAAGAGAAGCCCCCACAUCACAUUAUCAUGCUGCAAAUGCAUUAUGGAGGCCUGAUUACUCAUUCAUUGGAUUAUAUCAGUGAUUAAGGAGCAGCCACGCUCACAAAGUCAGACUUUUUCCUCAAUGCGGAGACUUUUGUCACCGGGUCAGUUUCUGGUCAUGCCUGAACCUGUGCGACUGUUUUUAUGGUAGUUAAUGUAUCUCCCAGAUGCCCUCUCUAUCUACAUUUCAUUAUGCUGCUGUGAGAUCUAGUUUGAGCUCCUUGGGGUGACUGAUCUUUCAAGACUCCUUACUCUGCAGUGGUUGGGGUCCAGCCAUUAGGAGUCUACAGGCUUGUGAUGUAUACCUUGGUAAGGACCACAUGGAAACUUUUCCAAGAUAUGACCAUAUUUGGUGAUAUGGUGAAACUCUCAUCACCGCUCUGUGGACCCCUGGAUUUCAAACAUUGAAUUGUGAGAUACUGAACUGUGUGUGACUGCGUAUUAAGUAGAGCAAAUAUUUUGCAAAUUUUACAAUUUGUUAUCACACUUUUCAGAAACAACAGCAACCUUGUUUAGAUUAUUUUGUUCAUUAUGCUCUAAUUUCAGCACUGGAAUGAAGGACAUGGAUUUAUUAUUUUUCAGAUUGCUUUUAAAGUAAAACAGCUCUUAAGUUCUCA
This is a messenger RNA of Acanthaster planci (crown-of-thorns starfish), 3424 nucleotides long. RefSeq lists its product as uncharacterized. Gene Ontology annotation, molecular function: zinc ion binding. Lineage: Eukaryota; Metazoa; Echinodermata; Asteroidea; Valvatida; Acanthasteridae. The record is from RefSeq and is a predicted model, not a curated record.